AUGCCCGUCGCCCGACCGUGGCGGCUGCCCGCCCUCCUCCUCCUCCUCCUCCUGCUCCUCAGCUGCCGCGCCGCCGCCGAGGGCGACGGCUCCCUGCGCUCGCCGGGCCCGGGCAGGCAGAGCCCGCCGGCGGCGGCCGACGCCGUCCCCCCGACGGCCGGGACCCCGGCGCUGCGGGGCGCCGAGCCCAACGCCUCCCGCCCGGCCGCGCUGCCCAAGGGCGAGGGCGCGGCUGGCGGGCGGCCGCGCCCGGCCUCGCCCCCCAUGUGCACGGGGCAAACGGAGAUCAAGGAGACUUUCAAGUACAUCAACACGGUGGUGUCCUGCCUCGUCUUCGUCCUGGGCAUCAUCGGCAACUCCACGCUCCUGCAGAUCAUCUACAAGAACAAGUGCAUGCGGAACGGGCCCAACAUCCUCAUCGCCAGCCUGGCCCUGGGCGACCUGCUUCACAUCAUCAUCGACAUCCCCAUCAACGUCUACAAGCUGCUUGCAGAGGACUGGCCCUUCGGUGUUGAAAUGUGCAAAUUAGUACCCUUCAUUCAAAAGGCGUCAGUGGGCAUCACAGUGUUGAGUUUGUGUGCCCUCAGUAUAGAUAGGUACCGGGCAGUUGCUUCUUGGAGUCGCAUUAAAGGAAUUGGAGUGCCGAAGUGGACUGCUGUUGAAAUUGUACUGAUCUGGGUUAUAUCAGUGGUAUUGGCUGUUCCAGAAGCUAUUGCAUUUGACAUGAUUACGAUGGAGUACAGAGGAAAGGAUCUCAGAAUCUGCCUGCUUCACCCCACACAGAAAACAUCCUUUAUGAUGUUUUACAAGCAAGCUAAAGACUGGUGGCUGUUUAGCUUUUACUUCUGUUUGCCACUGGCUAUCACAGCAUUUUUCUAUACUCUCAUGACCUGUGAGAUGUUACGAAAGAAAAGUGGGAUGCAGAUUGCUUUAAAUGACCACUUAAAACAGAGACGUGAGGUGGCCAAAACUGUGUUCUGUCUGGUACUUGUUUUUGCCUUGUGUUGGCUCCCACUUCACUUAAGCAGAAUAUUGAAGCUCACUAUUUAUGAUCAGAAGGACCCCAACAGAUGUGAACUUUUAAGCUUUUUUCUUGUGAUGGACUACAUUGGUAUUAACAUGGCUUCACUGAAUUCCUGCAUCAAUCCGAUAGCUCUGUAUUUGGUGAGCAAAAGAUUCCAAAACUGCUUUAAGUCAUGCCUGUGUUGCUGGUGCCAAUCCAAAGAUCUGUUGUCCCUGGAGGAAAGGCAGUCCUGUUUAAAGUUCAAAGCUAAUGAUCACGGAUAUGAUAAUUUCCGCUCCAGUAACAAGUACAGCUCUUCAUAAAAAAGCAUAAGAGGUAUAUUCUCUUACAUUAAUACUGGUGCCUUUUUAAGUAAAAGCGGCAAUUACUUUUAACGAGAUGGUAAUGUUUAGAAAAAUCUAGUUUUGUGUUUGCACAAAAAAAGAACAUAAAAAAAAAUAAUUGCCCCAAAACUGUGUCACAUUGAAAAUCAUGGACGUUUAUAAAAUCGUCAUUUAUGGAACAUGAAGAAAAGCAUAGAAAGAACAAGUCAUUGUUAGCACUUGAAUACUUCUGAAUCAGCACUUCCAAAUGAUCCCCACUUCCUGUACAUUAAACGAUCAUUUGUAUUCUCUGUAACAGUUGUAGGAACUGAAGUCACAGUAAUUACUAAGCAGUAUAAUAUAACGUUAAUUGGAUCAAAGCCAUUAUUAUAUAUAACUCAAUAUAUUAUCUUUUAUAAAGCAGAUUAACCACCAUCACUAUUGUGUUUUUUUUUAAAUAAAACAUGAAAUAUUUUGUACUAGAAGUUUAAAUGUAAAAAAGUAGCAUCUUUAUCAGGGGUAUUAUAGAGGUAGCUAAUGAAAAUAUUAAAGGAUGCAG
Molecule: messenger RNA, 1885 nt
Organism: Gymnogyps californianus (California condor)
Lineage: Eukaryota; Metazoa; Chordata; Aves; Accipitriformes; Cathartidae
Gene: EDNRB
Product: endothelin receptor type B
Exons: 7
Coding region: 1-1326 (441 amino acids)
Biological process (GO): enteric nervous system development; regulation of blood pressure; G protein-coupled receptor signaling pathway
Cellular component (GO): membrane
Molecular function (GO): endothelin receptor activity
Source: RefSeq, a predicted model, not a curated record